Molecule: messenger RNA, 1207 nt
Organism: Artibeus jamaicensis (Jamaican fruit-eating bat)
Lineage: Eukaryota; Metazoa; Chordata; Mammalia; Chiroptera; Phyllostomidae
Gene: AK6
Product: adenylate kinase 6
Exons: 5
Coding region: 38-685 (215 amino acids)
Cellular component (GO): cytoplasm; nucleus
Molecular function (GO): ATP binding; ATP hydrolysis activity; AMP kinase activity
Source: RefSeq, a predicted model, not a curated record
UCAGGGUUCUGAGUUCUUUGGAGCCUCGGGCGUCCGAAUGGGGAGGGCCCGGAGUUUUGUUCCCAUGCUUGUGGCCGCCCCGUGGCCUGGCAGUUGUCAGGUCCCCACACCGGCCCUCGUGGUCGGUCGGGGGGUAGGGCGGGGCUGCAGAACAUCUGUCUGGCUGGCGGAGGUUGCUCGCGAGGUGGUGAGGGGUACACCAGGGGUCGGAAAAACAACGCUAGGCAAAGAACUUGCAGCAAGAUCAGAAUUGAAAUACGUUAAUGUGGGUGAUUUAGCUCGAGAAGGGCAGUUAUAUGAUGGCUAUGAUGAAGAGUAUGAUUGUCCCUUUUUAGAUGAAGAUAGAGUAGUGGAUGAGUUAGAAAACCAAAUGAGUGAAGGUGGAAUUAUUGUUGAUUACCAUGGUUGUAACUUCUUCCCUGAACGCUGGUUUCAUAGAGUUUUUGUGCUGCAAACAGACAACAGUGUAUUGUACAAAAGACUCGAAGCAAGGGGUUACAAUGAGAAGAAACUGACAAAUAAUAUUCAGUGUGAAAUAUUUCAAAUUCUUUAUGAAGAAGCAUUAGCAUCCUACAAGGUGGAAAUAGUGCACCAGCUGCGCAGCGAUAAGCCAGAAGAUCUAGAGCAUAAUAUCAAUGAGAUAUUGAAGUGGGUUGAGCAAUGGAUCAAAGAUCAGAGCUCUUGACUUGCAAGUCUGGCCACUUUAGAAUCACUCUUUUAAAAAAAUAUAUUUUAUUGAUUAUGCCAUUACAGUUGUCCGAGUUCCCCCCUUCAUUUCCCUCCACCCUGCACACCCCUCCCCCAUUUCCCCCUUUAAUUCAUGUCCAUAUGUCACAAGUUCUGUAGCUUUUACAUUUCCCAUACUAUUCUUGCCCUCCCCCUAUUUUCUACCUACCGUCUAUGCUACUUAUUCUCUAUAUCUUCUCCGCCCUUCUCCUCCCACUCCCCUAUUGCUAAUCCUCCAUGUGGUCUCCAUUUCUAUGGUUCCCCUACUGAUAUAGCUAUCCUCUUAGUUUGCUUUUGUUUUAGGUGUGGUUCUUAAUAACUGUGAGUUUGCUGUCCUUUCACUAUUCAUCUUUUUUAUCUUCUUUUUUUUAGGUAAGUCCCUUUAACAUUUCAUAUAGUAAGGGCUUGGUGAUGAUGAACUCCUUGAAUUUGACCUUAUCUGAGAAGCACUUUCUCUGCCCUUCCAUAGAAUCACUCUUAA